Molecule: messenger RNA, 2279 nt
Organism: Anguilla rostrata (American eel)
Lineage: Eukaryota; Metazoa; Chordata; Actinopteri; Anguilliformes; Anguillidae
Product: probable vesicular acetylcholine transporter-A
Exons: 1
Coding region: 292-1851 (519 amino acids)
Biological process (GO): xenobiotic transport; transmembrane transport; chemical synaptic transmission
Cellular component (GO): terminal bouton; membrane; AP-1 adaptor complex
Molecular function (GO): xenobiotic transmembrane transporter activity; acetylcholine transmembrane transporter activity
Source: RefSeq, a predicted model, not a curated record
CUUGGACUCUCGUUGUCACCUGACCCACAGGAUAAAACGCAAUUAUGAAAUAAAAGUCGACAACUCUUGUUAAAAACUUCAAAGUCAGGACUGAGAAUACAAGAAUGAAAAACUGUUGCACGGAAAGGUAAAAACCACCGAAGUUCGUCCGCACUAGAGUCUGAAAGAACCACUGUAAGUAACGGGGAUAAAAUACAUGUAGAGAAAGCGCAUUGUCUUCGAGCCUCCAGUUCCAGUGUUGUAGAAAUAUUACCUGCUUCUCUGAAGAAGAAAGUAAUAUAAGUGUACAUCAUGGCAUCGGAAGAAUCCACCGGACUGGCUAAAUCUGCCGCUGACAAAUUGUCAGAGAUGGGUGAAAGAACUAAACAGCUAGGUACAGCAAUGCAAGACCCUCACCGACAAAGACGGAUUAUUUUAGUGAUUGUCUGUGUGGCGCUGCUGUUAGAUAAUAUGCUUUAUAUGGUAAUCGUGCCGAUUAUACCUGAUUAUCUUGCAGAUCUAGAAAGUAAAUCAGAACACGUUUACGAAUCUAUACAGUCAAAUUCUUCAAUCAACAACACAACUCCAGGUAAACGUUCUUGGGACAAUUUAGACUUACAAAUAGGUGUUCUCUUUGCGUCAAAGGCUAUUAUUCAGCUCUUAGUUAACCCGUUCACCGGAACUUUCAUUGACCGGGUUGGAUACGACAUUCCACUAAUAAUUGGACUCUUCAUUAUGUUCAUCUCCACCAGCGUAUUCGCCUUUGCUGACAACUAUGCUACUCUAUUCGUGGCACGCAGUCUGCAGGGUUUGGGGUCCGCGUUUGCGGAUACCUCAGGAAUUGCUAUGAUUGCUGAUAAGUACACAGAAGAGGGGGAGAGGAGCAAAGCGCUUGGUAUUGCGCUGGCGUUCAUCUCUUUCGGAAGCUUGGUGGCGCCCCCCUUUGGUGGCAUCCUUUACGACUUUGCUGGAAAGAGGGUUCCGUUCAUUGUGCUUGCCUGUGUUUGCUUUGCGGACGGCAUGUUGUGCUUCACUGUACUUAAGCCUUUCUCGAACAGGACACGAGAGAAUAUGCCAGUCGGCACACCUAUAUACAGACUCAUGAUUGACCCCUACAUAGCUGUUGUGGCAGGGGCUCUGACCACGUGCAACAUCCCAUUAGCCUUUUUGGAGCCUACCAUAGCCAACUGGAUGGAGGCCACAAUGAAUGCAACGCAAUGGCAAAUUGGACUGACCUGGUUACCAUCUUUCUUUCCUCAUGUCCUUGGUGUUUACAUAACUGUAAAAUUAGCGGCCCAGUAUCCGCACCUGCAGUGGUUUUAUGGGGCAGUCGGGAUGGUUAUCAUUGGCGCGAGCUCAUGCACUGUGCCAGCCUGUAAAAACUUUGAGCAACUAAUUGCCCCACUGUGCGGAAUCUGCUUUGGCAUUGCCCUGGUAGACACCGCGCUUUUGCCAACACUUGCGUUUCUCGUAGACGUGCGCUACGUUUCCGUGUACGGCAGCGUCUAUGCGAUUGCGGACAUAUCCUAUUGUGUUGCCUAUGCUUUGGGACCCAUAGCGGCAGGUCAGAUUGUCCAUAAUCUCGGUUUCGCGCAGCUCAACCUGGGUAUGGGGCUCGCCAACGUGCUGUAUGCGCCCGCGCUCUUGCUGCUCAGAAACGUGUGCCAAAUGAAACCCUCUUUUUCGGAGAGGAACAUACUACUAGAGGACGGACACAAGGGACUCUAUGACACGAUUACAAUGGAAGAGCGCAAAGGCAGGAGUCAGGGGUGUAGCUCGGCGGGAAACGGCAAACCAGGGGAUGAGAGCGGCAUGGAUGCUUUUGGAGAAGUGCGGUCACAUUCAGAAGAAUAUGAGUCCGAUUACAAUUAAAUUGAAUAGACAUUAUGUCACUUUUGAAAAUGUUCAUUCAUAUGUUUGUCCCGUCAUAUAAUGUUCUAAUAUACACGAUGAAAUAACGACUGUUUAGCUUCAUCCUGCCCUCCCACCCCCCAAGAAUUUUAAAAGAUUGUUCAUAUGGCCGUAUGGAUUGGAGUGUGGAGUGCAGCGAGAGAUGACAGGCAGUCGAAAUUGUGUACAUAACUAUUGAAGUGUGUGAUCAGUGUAUCAGCUAUGUAUUCAAAAUAAUGUAUUUGCAUAUUCAGGGACAAAAACUAAACAAAAAAUGAAUUCGCUUCGGAUGGCUUUUUAAUUUUUUUAUUUUUAUUUUUAAAACAAAAUAAACACGUUUUUUUCCAACAACACUGUAUGAACUGUAAACUUGUUGCCUGAUUUGUGCUGCUAUAAUAUGCAAUAUGCCA